Nyctereutes procyonoides (raccoon dog) is the source of this 2480-nucleotide messenger RNA. RefSeq names its product nuclear autoantigenic sperm protein-like. Gene Ontology annotation, biological process: DNA replication-dependent chromatin assembly; CENP-A containing chromatin assembly. Gene Ontology annotation, cellular component: nucleoplasm. Gene Ontology annotation, molecular function: histone binding. The record is from RefSeq and is a predicted model, not a curated record. Lineage: Eukaryota; Metazoa; Chordata; Mammalia; Carnivora; Canidae.
ACACGCUCAACCACUGAGCUUCCCAAAUUUGGCUUCCCAAAUUCCCUCUGUUUUCCUCACAGACUGUAUUCUGCCCGCUGGCCCACCACCUCAGGGGAACGAUGGCCACAGAGUCCACAGCUACUGCCGCCAUCGCUGCGGAGCUGGUUUCCACCGACAAGAUUGAAGAAGAUGCUCCUGCUCCUUCUACCUCUGCAGAUAAAGUGGAGAGCCUGGAUGUGGAUAAUGAAGCUAAGAAGCUGUUGGGUUUAGGACAGAAACAUCUGGUGAUGGGGGAUAUUCCAGCAGCUGUCAAUGCAUUCCAGGAAGCAGCUAGUCUUUUAGGUAAGAAGUAUGGAGAGACAGCUAAUGAGUGUGGAGAAGCCUUCUUUUUCUAUGGGAAAUCCCUUCUGGAGUUGGCAAGAAUGGAGAAUGGUGUGUUGGGAAAUGCCCUAGAAGGUGUGCAUGUGGAAGAGGAGGAAGGAGAAAAAACAGAAGAUGAAUCUCUGGUAGAAAAUAAUGAUAACAUAGAUGAGGAAGCAAGGGAAGAGUUGAGAGAACAGGUUUAUGACGCCAUGGGAGAAAAAGAAGAAGCAAAAAAACCAGCAGACCAGUCUCUGGUAAAGCCUGAAAUUGACAAAGAGCAGGAGAAUGAAAUGGAGAAGGGUGGAAGAGAAGACAUGGAUAUAAGUGAGCCUGCAGAGGAACUACAGGAAAAAGUUGAGUCCACUCCAGAUCAGUUAACUGAAACCACUGAGGCAAAAGAAAUAGCAGCACCAGAAGGACUGAAUGAAGCCAAGGUCACUUCUGGGAAGCCAGAACAGGAAGCCCCAGAUGCUGAGGAAGGAAAAUAAGUUUGUGGAACUGACGUGCAAGAUGAAUGCAGAGAAAAAGGUCAGGAGAAGCAGGGAGAAGUAAUUGUGAGCAUAGAGGAGAAGCCAAAAGAAGCUUCAGGAGAGCAUCCUGUUACAACUCUUGAAAAGCAGGAUACUGCAGUGGAGGCAGAAGCAGAGCCUAUAGAUUCAGCAGUCAAGCCAGUGGAUGGGGGUGGGAAUGAGCCAAAGGAGCAGGUAGCAGCUGCCUCUGAAAAUGAGCCAGGAAGGGCUGUUCUUGAGCAGCUGGUAGGGCAAGAAAUGCCUCCUGCUGAAGAGUCACCAAAGGUGACAAUAGAGCUUGCAGAGGCCUCAGCUGCAGAAGCUGGGUCAGAAGUCUCUGAGAAGCCUGGGCAGGAGGCCACAGUUCUCCAAGAUCAGACUCCUGUUGAACAACAGACUAAUGUAGAAGAACUGACAGAAACAAAAGAUGGCUCAGGACUAGAGGAGGAGGUCAGGGCAGAGUUGGUUCCUAGCCAGGAGGAAACUAAGCUGUCCAUAGAAGAGUCUGAGGCAGCUGGAGAUGGGGUUGAGACCAAGGUAGCCCGGGGGGCUCCUGAGAAAUCGCCUGAAGACAAAGUUAAGAUAGCUGCUAAUGAAGAAACACGAGAAAGAGAAGAACAGAUGAAAGAGGGUGAAGAAACUGAAGGCUCAGAAGAGGAUAAAGAAAAUGACAAGGCUGAAGAAACACCAAAUGAAUCACUUCUUGAAAACAAGUCUCUUCAAGAAAACGAAGAGGAGGAGAUUGGGAAUCUAGAGCUUGCCUGGGAUAUGCUGGAUUUAGCAAAGAUCAUUUUUAAAAGACAAGAAACAAAAAAAGCUCAGCUUUAUGCUGCACAGGCACAUCUUAAACUUGGAGAAGUUAGUGUUGAAUCUGAAAAUUAUGUCCAAGCUGUGGAGGAGUUCCAGGCUUGCCUUAACCUGCAAGAACAGUACCUGGAAGCCCAUGAUCAUCUUCUUGCAGAGACCCACUACCAGCUGGGCUUGGCCUAUGGAUACAACUCUCAGUAUGAUGAGGCAGUGGCAUAGUUCAGCAAAUCUAUUGAAGUCAUUGAGAAGAGAAUGGCUGUACUGAGUGAGCAGAUGAAGGAAGCUGAAGGAUCAUCUACUGAAUAUGAGAAAGAAAUUGAAGAGCUGAAGGAACUGCUUCCUGAAAUUAGAGAGAAGCUAGAAGAUGCAAAGGAGUCCCAGCGUAGUGGGAAUGUAGCUGAAUUAGCUCUGAAAGCAACUCUGGUGGAGAGCUCUACUUCAGGUUUCACUCCUAAUGGAGGCAGCACUUCAGUCUCCAUGGUUGCCAGUAGAAAACCAACAGAUGGUGCUUCCUCAUCAAAUUUUGUGACUGAUAUUUCCCACCUUGUCAGAAAGAAGAGGAAACCAGAGGAAGAGAGUCCCCGGAAAUAUGAUGCAAAGAAAGCCAAACAAGAGCUGGAGGUCAAUGGAGGCAGUGGGGAUGCCGUCUCCAGUGGAAAUGAAGUUUCAGAAAACAUGGAGGAGGAGGCUGAGAAUCAGGCUGAAAGCCGGGCAGCAGUGGAGGGGACAGUAGAGGCCGGAGCUACAGUUGAGAGCACUGCAUGUUAAGAGAGGGCACAGAGCCUUCCUCCUGAGGGAAAGUGUUUUUGUAUAUAAUGU